Molecule: messenger RNA, 509 nt
Organism: Closterium sp. NIES-67
Lineage: Eukaryota; Viridiplantae; Streptophyta; Zygnematophyceae; Desmidiales; Closteriaceae
Source: the annotation of a GenBank genome assembly
GCCUCGUUGCUCAUGUCUACCCCCAACCCUAAGGGCCCUCAGCAACACCACCGCUUCUUCCCAUUCUGUGCAUGGCACUUGAGCAGAAAUCUGAGCCACAAUCCGCUGUCUGGCGGGCUGGAUUUCUUUCUGGACAUCCAUCCUGCGCCAUCCAAUAGCAACAACAAAGUGAUGGAUUACUAUCGCAUUGAUGUGAAUUCAUGCAACUUCUCAGGCCCCUUCCCUUCCUUCUCUGGUGAUUCUUACCUCCACGAAAUAUUUGUUGCGAACAACAGCUUCACGGGGCCCUUUCCCUCUCAUAUCCUGCACCCGGAGCUCACUGACCUCGACCUCUCAGCCAACCAUUUCUCAGGGCCGCUUCCCCCCAUAGACUCAGACAGCAUGGGCUACGGUUUCUUAACGAACCUAAAUGUUUCCCACAACCACUUCACUGGCGUGGUCCCGCUCGGCUUUUGGAAGCUUUAUAGCACCAAGACUCUGUGAGUAGACAUGUUACAUGAACACGGACU